Nycticebus coucang (slow loris) is the source of this 1193-nucleotide messenger RNA. RefSeq names its product chromosome 6 C11orf65 homolog (gene C6H11orf65). The record is from RefSeq and is a predicted model, not a curated record. Bases 1 to 939 code for a protein of 312 amino acids. Lineage: Eukaryota; Metazoa; Chordata; Mammalia; Primates; Lorisidae. The transcript has 8 exons.
AUGCCUGAGAAACAGGUAUCAGAAUUUACAAAUGGGGAUAAAGCUGCCAGAGUCAUUCAGCAGGCCUGGAAAAAUUUCCUUAAUACCACUAUAUACCAUCACAUGAAAGAUCUGAUUGCUUUAAGAAGACAAGGGGAACCACGUCAGAUAGUGAAAUAUAUUAAUCCUAAAGAGGCAGAGCUUCUAGAUGCUGCUGCUGGUGUUCACGUGCGAUUCAGAUUAGGUGGAGUUAACUUUCCCCCUGGUAUAUACUAUAAAAUUUUUACUCACAGACACAUUGAAGAUCUGUGUGCUAACAGCCCUAGAGAUUAUACAAAACUGCCAGCAAAAUAUACAUCUCAAAACAGAAGCAAUCAUCUUCAGGAAGAGGAUCAUAGUGGCUGGUAUCAUCGGAUAGAAAACAAUGGCUGGAGGCCUGUUUCUGAUAGAUUUUGGAGAUCUACUGACAGUGUAGAAGUGGAAAACAAAAAAGAAAGUGAAUUUCAUUUCUCUAAACUGAAGAGAAGGGAAGACUUGGAAAAGAAAAGAAAAAUUAGAAAAAUAGAAUGGAUGAAGCAAAUGUACUAUGCAGGAAGCCUGGAGGCUAAGUCAACACAUCUUAGAACUCUAGGCUUCAUUCACACAGCAACAAAGGGGCUACUAAGAGCUAUUGAAGAUGGUGGGAUAGAUUCUGUGAUGGAAUGGGAAGUGGAUGAAGUGCUGAACUGGACAAAUACCCUGAACUUUGAUGAGUAUAUUGCCAAUUGGAAGGAAAUUGCUACAAGCAACUCUUCCGAUAACUUUGAAGGAUUCAGGUUUAAGGAACCACAGAGAAAUAGACAUCACUAUGAAGAUAUAGCAGAGAUGCAAAUGGAGACCCCCGAUGAUACUUCCAGUGAAAAUCUUCGUCACACACCAUAUUCAACUAGAUUAACACCUGAUUCCACUUAUAGAUUAUAAAUACAAGGUAUUUUCUUUUGUGAGCUUUAGCCCUCCAACUUCUGCAUCCAUCAGUUAUAGUUCAGGGAUAGUGUAUUCUGACUGGAAUAACUUGUAUAUAAAUUCUGGGCAUAGGACCUAGCCCAGUUAAGUAAGGAAGAUUGAACAUAAAUAGAACAUUGGAAUGAAUAUAGUAAUCUUAAAGAAGAUAGAAAUUAUUCCUGAUAUUCUGAGAAAAUGUAAUAUUCUAACAAUCACACUUAAAUAAAGAUACU